This is a messenger RNA of Aphidius gifuensis, 2548 nucleotides long. RefSeq lists its product as uncharacterized. The record is from RefSeq and is a predicted model, not a curated record. The coding region runs from base 1140 to 2048 and encodes 302 amino acids. The transcript has 5 exons. NCBI's taxonomy places the organism in Eukaryota, Metazoa, Arthropoda, Insecta, Hymenoptera, Braconidae.
UAUAAUAAAUAAAUUUAGUUAUUGCAAAUGAUUCAAUACGAGUUGGUAAAACCGAUGAGUACAAGUAAAACGACCCACACUUCUGCCAAUAUGUCAGAAGAGAAUAUAUAAAUGCUCGGUUAAUCCAGCUAUGUGUUAUUAUAGUUUGAGACUAUAGUAAGCAGUGGUUGUGCACUCCGUGAUUGUUAAAUUAUAAAUAUAAAAAUUAAAUUAUAAUUUAUAAUUUAAGAGAAAAUUUAAAUUUUGUUAAAAAAAAAUUAACAUAUAAUUAUUGUCAACGACAUGAAAUUUUCUAUACAAUAAAAAGUAUAAAAAAAUUAUAAAAAAUUAUAAACUUUGUAUACAAAAAGUAACGAUGCAAAAUUAAAUUAUUUAUAAUUUAUUUUUAUGAUUUUUACAAAGUAAGCUGUGCGUGGUGACGACUCAUUAAAAUUAUUUAAAAAAAAAAAAUAUAUAUUUUUUUAAAUAAAUAAUAAACUGUAAUUGUAAAAAAUAAAAAAUUAAAUUAUAUAAGGAAGUAAGUGUUUUACUUGCACGUGAAUCAAACGUGGCUUUCAUGUGGCCCUAGCUUUCAUUAGCUUCAACAUAAACUUACCCUCCCAGACACGAAAAUAAUACUUGCAAAAACGAGAGUUGAGAAGGGCUUUUUUUUUUAUAGACUAUACAUGAAUGUAAAAAAAUAAAAUAAUACUAUUGAAUACCCUCUGCAGUAUAGAUGCAUAUUGUGCUGGACUCAAGUUUCACGAUCGAUUUUGUGUGUUAUAUUCUUGAAUGUUGUAAAAUAUAAAAAUUAUCAAGAUAAACAAAAUGUAUAAAAAAUAAAUUAAAAAAUUAAAUUAACAUAUACGAGUACAGUGGUUGGUACAAGCUGCAGAAGUUGAAUAGAAAGCAACGAGACAACAUUAAAACAAUUAGUUUAUAUUUAAAAAUAAAUAAAUAAAAUAACAUUUGGAGUUUUAAGUUUAAAACAAGCUGAUUAAAGAAGGUAGAUCUUUUGGAUGAUUGCCAAAAUAUCAGUGGUUGAUCAAGGUGUUCAAAAAAAAAAAUCCAUCGAUUGAAAAACUGCCUCAAAGUUUUAUACUGAAGUUUGACUGUCAGGAUUGUCAUUGAUAAGUUAAAAAGUUUAACGUUGAAAAAUCAUGAGUUAUAUUUUGCUGGGUAUUUUUGCAAUUUUUUUAAGAAUUGAUAAUGCAAUUGGUGAUAAAAAUCAGCCUUACAUUUGUCUUGAUGCUAGAUCUGAUUUACCAAAAUGCAAUUUUACAAGUAUGAAUAAUGACAAUGUGAAAACGAAUCACGAACGAAUGAGAGCAGAAAAAUAUUUACUGAAAAAUCCAGUUGAGAGUUUUGGUAGUGAAACCAUUAUUUACCGACUCGAGGGCUGCAGACCAUCAAGAUUACCAUUUAAACAUCCAAGCUGUACGAAAAAAGACUUGACAAAUCCAGCUGUUGAAGUUCAUAUUAUAUUUCCAUUUAUAAUUGAAAAUAAUAAAUCUGAUGAUACACAAGAAGCACCACUUAUUUUUCCAAAAAUAAUUGAGAGUUUUGGAAAAUUUCAAACAGCAAAUCCAACUAACAUAAUAUUGAGCUAUGAUAAUGAAAAAAAUGAAAAAACAAAAAAUAAAUUAUUUGUUAGAUCAAUUUUAUUAGAUGAUAAAUUAAUCAAUAAUAAUUACAAAUCAAAGCAUCGACACAACCAUAAACAUAAUCAAUUAGAAAAAGAAUUAAUAAAAGACAGUGAAAUCAAUUCAUCGUUAUUACAACGUUAUAUUAAUAAUAUGAAAAAUAAUAUUCAUAAAAAUGACAAAUUAUCAAGUUCACAUUAUAAAAAAUCAAUAAAAGAUAAUAUUGAUAAUAUUGUACCAAUUAUAUUUCCUUAUAAUAAAGCAAUAAGUAUUGAUAAAAGUAAAUAUAAAAAAUUACAAAGUUAUAAUAAAAAUGAAUAUAAAUUAAAAAACAAUAUAAAUAAUAAAAAUAAUAUAUUACAAAUGGAUUUUUUAACUGAAAGAUUAUUAAAUAAUUUAAAACUACAAAAAGAAAUAAAAAUUUAAAAAGCUUUUUUAUUAUAAAAACAAAAAGUAAAUUUAUAUCAAAAUUAAAUUAAUUAUAUAAAAAGAAUAUUUCUUUGAUAAUUAAAUUUUCAUUCAAUUUAUUUGUUUUGAAUGUAAAAAAAAAAUUAAAAUCAAUGAAUGUACCAAGAGCUGAAUAACAAAUCAACUUUUAUACUAAAAAGUAUAAUUAAAUUUAAAAUAAAAAUAAAUAAUAAUUUAAAUUAUUAUUAUUUAUUUUUAUCAAAAAUUCAAUAGUCGUAGUAACGAGUAUAUUAGCUUGUUAUUUGUAAUUAAAAAUUAAAUAAGAAAAAAAAUAUAAGGAAACAAAAAAAAAAAAUUAUUGUCUUUUUGCGCUCGGGGAAUACGUGAGUUUCGAAACUCGGCAACGUUUUAAAACGACCGAAAAAAAUAUUGUGAUACGUAUACGUAAGGCACUAAUAAUAUUAUUUUAUAAUGGUAUUGUUUAUUAUUUUUUUGUGAUUAUAUUUGUUGAUUUAAAA